Messenger RNA from Fusarium sp. VM40, 1395 nucleotides. Lineage: Eukaryota; Fungi; Ascomycota; Sordariomycetes; Hypocreales; Nectriaceae. The record is from the annotation of a GenBank genome assembly.
AUGAGUCAUGCAGCUCUUCAUGCAACCGCCUGCAUCGGAUGUCGCAGACGAGGCCGUAAAUGCGAUCGGACACUUCCUUCAUGCUUGAGUUGUGAGAAACGGGGUGUAGCUUGUGAGGGCUAUGUUACGAAGUGGCCUGGUGUAGCUGCACGAGGAAAGUUGGCUGGAAAGUCAAUUCCUGUUGCUGACAGUUCGGUUACUAUCACCAAGACUAAGUCAACGUCAAGAGUGAGGCAGAAACAGAUAAAACAAAAGGCAUCUGCUCAAGACGGCAGUGACGCCCAGAAUGCUUCGAGUAGUCGCUUGACGUUCAUCCCAGAUGAGGUUGAUGGAUUUGUACAGCAUUAUAUCGCUGAUCUCAGCAGUAUCUUCUUUCUCGGGAACGGACCAAGCGAAAAUCCCAUGUUUCACUAUGUCCUGCCUUUAGUCAAUACAGUCCCUCCUAUCCGCUUCGCCCUCGCUGGAUCUGCGUCUUGUCACAUUGCAGCUAGAAAUUCGGACGAGGCCUUGGAGCAGAAGAGUCUACGACUACGCGUUCAUGCUACACAUUUACUACGUGAGAUGCUGCAGAACCCAAUUAAAGUUACGGACCAAGUCAUCUUAGCUAGCAUUUUGAUGCUAGCCCAGCUUGAUAUGUGCUCAGGGGACUGUACUGAAUUUCAAACGCACCUCAAAGCCGCUGCAACUGUCAUCCGUAACCAAGAUUAUAAUGGCGCAGCGAAUAAAUAUUAUUUUGAGCAGAGAUUGGCAUGGCUUGAUAUUAUGAGCUCCACAACCUCAACUCAGCAGCCAAAUUUGACUCUUGAAGAAGUCAAGAUAAUCAUCGGGCGCUUCUCUACAAAUGGGAAAAGACAAUGGUGCUACGAUGUGUUCCCAUGCCCCAUUGAUCUAUUUGAGAUCAUUAUUGAGACGACAUUUCUCUUCAAAAGCCAAGGCAGGCCAAAUCCGGAUACACUACAACCAAAGGUUACACAUCUCAGAGAUAGACUACGUGAUUGGAAAUGCCCUUUUAUGUUAGGCUCACGCAAGCACAUGGUGGAAACUUGGAGACUAGGUAUCAUGACUUAUAUACAACGCCUCUUCCCUCACUCUAGCAGAGAAGCGGAGGCCAAAGAUCUGUCGAGUCAGGUGCUGGAUCUCGCCGAGCAGAUUUCACCCGCGUCGUCUUGGAGCUAUGCCUUGCUUUGGCCUUUAUUCCAGACUGCUGUCAUGCUAAGUGAUGACGCGGUGGAUGAGAAGGAUGCGAUAAGGAAGCGGUUGAGGAUUGCGCUUGAGACUAUUGGGUGUCGGCAUCACAGUAAUGCACUUGAUGCAUUGGAGGUUGUUUGGGGACGGAGAGAGGCGUUUGAUCCUUAUACUAUUAGUAUACCCGGCAGAACGAUCAUGCUGGUGUAG